AUGGAAGAAUGGACGUGCGACGAUGCGGGAGCCAAGUCGAAGCGAGAAUCCCAAAAGGAGAGAAUCGAGAAGAAGAGAUGGAGGAGGAGGGAAGUGGACGUAUGGAGGAUCAAGAACGGUGAUCCAGACGCUCGACUGAUGCAGACGCGGCGGUGGAGACGACGCCCGAGCGAGCGGCAGAGGCAGAGCGCCAAUGGAGGUUCGUCGGACUUGGCCAUCCAGGCAGGCAGGCAGGCAGGCAGCAGCAGCCUCGAAAGCGGCCUGGAGGCAGACGAGCUGCUGCACGGCCGUUUUGGUCUGGCCUCGCCUCUGCCCGCUUGGACUGCCAACGGCUGUUGGGACGAGCCUUUGUGUGGACGCAGUCGUGCGCGUGUGGGCGCGCGGCGGGCAGCAGGCGGCGUAGUGUAG
Molecule: messenger RNA, 408 nt
Organism: Moesziomyces aphidis
Lineage: Eukaryota; Fungi; Basidiomycota; Ustilaginomycetes; Ustilaginales; Ustilaginaceae
Source: the annotation of a GenBank genome assembly